Molecule: messenger RNA, 1223 nt
Organism: Vigna unguiculata (cowpea)
Lineage: Eukaryota; Viridiplantae; Streptophyta; Magnoliopsida; Fabales; Fabaceae
Product: disease resistance protein Roq1-like
Source: RefSeq, a predicted model, not a curated record
UGACUAUACAGAAGUAUUAAUCUUCCGCGUACUUUGAUUGUUCUGUCAAUAAACAUCAAUUAUCUCACUGUGUCGCAUUCAUGCUUUCUUUCUAACACUUCAUUACCUCAUCAAUUCCUUCCAUGGAGUUCGCGUCUUCAUCAUCCAAACACCCAUGGAUGUACGAUGUGCUCAUCAACUUUACCGGUGACGACAUCCGUAAGAAAUUUGUUUCCCAUCUAGAUUCUGCACUCUCUGCUGUUGGAUUCACCACUUUCCUUCACCACCAGAAUGCAUUCAAGCCAAUGCACAUCGAAGGACCUAUUGUCAAUCUCUGUCGGGUAGCAAUUGUUGUUUUCACCAAAACAUAUUCUCAAUCUGCUUGGUGUCUUCAUCAGCUUCAACAAAUCAUUCAAUGGCACGAAACUUAUUGUCGACAUGUUUUGCCCGUAUAUUACGAAAUUCAGCCAUCUGAUGUACGUCUUCAAAAAGGAGAUUUUGGAAAAGCCUUAAAAGCAACGGCACAACAAACAUUUUCAGGUCAACAACUGGAACAUGGCAUGUCCAAGUGGAGCCACGCACUCACCAAAAUAGCAAAUUUAUUUGGAUGGGAUGAGAGCAAUUACAGGAGUGAUGCUGAACUAGUGAACAAAAUUGUUAAGUGUGUUCUUAAUUAAUCAGUCUUAUCUGCUACUAAGUUUCCCGUUGGAUUACAAUCCCAUGUGGAAGAUGUGAUUCGAGCUAUCAAAAACAAAUCCAUGGAUGUUUGUACGAUAGGGAUAUGUGGAAUUGAAGGAUCAGGUAAAACCACCCUUGCCAAAGCCAUCUACCAUCAAAUUCAUGGUACAUUCACGAAGAAAAUUUUCAUUGAAGAUGUUUCAGAAGUUAGUCGAACAAGAAGUCAUGUUAGUUUACAAGAACAACUUCUUUUAGAUAUCUUAAAAAUAAAGGUGGAGAUACGUAGCGUUGAGAUGGGAAGAAGAAUGAUUCGGGAAAGACUUUCUGGCAAAAGGCUACUCAUUGUACUCGACGAUAUGAAUGCGUAUGGUCCAUUUUUAGACCUAUACAGAUGUCGUUCUAGAUUCAGUAGAGGAACUGUAAUAAUCAUUACAACGAGAGAUGAAGACCUACUUAGGAUUCAUCAAGUUGAUUCUGUUCUUCAGCUAAAGCUAAUGAGCGCAAAGGAGUCGCUUGAGCUUCUUAGUUGGCACGCAUUUAGAGAAGCUAUUAAAGUAUAAUGCAAA